Messenger RNA from Nerophis lumbriciformis (worm pipefish), 700 nucleotides. RefSeq names its product ribonuclease P subunit p21 (gene rpp21). NCBI's taxonomy places the organism in Eukaryota, Metazoa, Chordata, Actinopteri, Syngnathiformes, Syngnathidae. The record is from RefSeq and is a predicted model, not a curated record. Gene Ontology annotation, biological process: tRNA processing. Gene Ontology annotation, cellular component: nucleolar ribonuclease P complex.
AAUACCCGGAUGCCACGGACCGGAAGUUAUUGAUAAACGCCGACGACACGACGAAACGAGGCUCAAACACCGAUUUAAACUAAAUGUAUCUAUUUACGCAUAAUGGCCAAGCCUUUUAAAGACAAAGAAGCAUAUCUCAGACUUAAUUACCUCUACCAGGCUGCUCAUUGUGUCCUCUCUCAAAACCCGGAGAACGUAGAGUUGGCCCGUUUCUACUGUUUCACUCAGCGCACCGUUGCAAGACGCCUCGUACUACGGCAGGACCCAUCAGUGAAAAGAACAUUGUGCAGGAAGUGUUGCUCUUUGCUCAUCCCGGGUGUAACAGCAACAGUGAGACAACGAAGAAAAAAAGGCAAGACUCGCCGCACUGUGCUGCAGUGUAUCAGCUGUAAGCACACCAAGUCGCUACGGAACAACCCCGACCAUUGCUUAUGGGUGGACCGACCAGAGGCUCAGCUCCAGCAUCAACAACAAUCAGGUCAAGUUGUUUCUGACAAAAAUGCGCCACAAAAGGCAUCAGAUGAUCAGUCUACAUCGCCCAAACCCAGUACAAGUACCUCCACUACAUAACACACCUCCAUAACUUACUUAUUUGUAUUUUUUUUUGUACAUUUUUUCUCAAUGUUUCAAAACUAAUUUGAUAUAGGUGAGGCAUUACAUUUUUUUUACAAAAUAUUUUAUUAAAAUCAAUUCGCAAACA